This is a messenger RNA of Nymphaea colorata (pocket water lily), 1043 nucleotides long. Its product is annotated as ethylene-response factor C3-like. Gene Ontology annotation, biological process: ethylene-activated signaling pathway; regulation of DNA-templated transcription. Gene Ontology annotation, molecular function: DNA binding; DNA-binding transcription factor activity. Lineage: Eukaryota; Viridiplantae; Streptophyta; Magnoliopsida; Nymphaeales; Nymphaeaceae. The coding region runs from base 122 to 823 and encodes 233 amino acids. The transcript has a single exon. The record is from RefSeq and is a predicted model, not a curated record.
UUUAAGGCCCACUUCCUUCUCUCUACCUUCUUAAAGCCGCAACACGCAACGCACUUGCAGUUGCAGAGCGACUUAGAGUGUCCAAGACAAGUAGCAAACGGGGAACUCCAUUGAUCCCGACAUGUCCUUCUCCACAGACAACUCGAGCCCCUCUUCCUUCUACGGCUCCCCGGAGCCAUACUGCUCUUGGGAGUGUCUCCUUCCAAAGCAGGAAGCGCUGCCCUUCAACGAGAACGACUCCGACGAGAUGCUCCUGUUUGAUCUCCUCAUCGAGGCCACGAAGCAAGCAGGGGACGCGGGGAUCACCUGCAAGAGCGAGGCGGUCGAGGUCGAGCACCCCAACGCCGGGAGCCCGGAAGGGGAGGGCGCCAAGCCGAAGUACUACAGGGGAGUCCGGCGCCGGCCGUGGGGGAAGUACGCGGCGGAGAUAAGGGACUCCACGAGGAACGGGAUCCGGGUGUGGCUGGGGACGUUCGACAGCCCGGAGGCGGCGGCGCUGGCCUACGACCAGGCCGCCUUCGCGAUGCGGGGCUCGAUGGCGAUACUCAAUUUCCCGGUGGAGCACGUCAGGGAGUCGCUCCGGGACACGGCUUUGUACGGGACGGACGGGUGCUCGCCGGCGAUGGCGCUGAAGGAGAAGCACUCGAUGAGGAAGAGGAGGAGCAAGCAGGGGAGGCAGCAGCAGCAGCCGCCGCCGCCGAAGGGGAGCUGCGGGUUCAAGAGGAGUGGAGUGAGGAUCCAGAAUGUGGUGGAAUUGGAGGAUUUGGGGGUGGAGUACUUGGACGAGCUGCUGAGUUCGUGUACUAGUGAAGGGGGCUGCUGAAUUUCAGCUCCAUCAUCGUCCUCCUCCUCCUUCUUCUUUGAACAAUAGGCGCGCAUCCAUGAUUUUUUUUGUUCGGCAUGGUACUCUGCGUUGGGAUUCUUUUGUAUUCUCUUCCAUCUUCCCAGGCACAUAAUCGGAAAGCAGAAAGCCUUUUGGGGCUAUUGUUGUUCCUUCGUGAUCCCAAGGGUCGAUCGGUGGUCCCGAGGAGAUUAUAUAUUAA